UCGAGUUCUGCAUGUCUCAAUCACUUGAGCGUGCAGCCGAGGCCGGCCGGCCGGCCGGCGGUGAUGCCGAUGUCCGUAGAACUCGAUUCAAAGUCUCCGCUGAUCUCUCUAUUGCAUCUACUCCACUUCCCAACACGUACGCACUCUAUCCCACUCCUCGCCGGCCGGCCAUGGCGGUGAUGCCGAUGCCCACGCCCCGAUCUCUCAUCCUCCUGCUCCUCCUCGCCACCCCCUUCUUCAUCCUCCUCCCCCACCCCUCCGCCGCCUCUGUCUCCCACCCGGACCUCAUCCUGCCCAAGGUGGUCAACGACAACGAGGCCCACGUGGUCGUCCUCACCGCCGCCAACUUCUCCUCAUUCCUCGCCGCCCGCCGCCACGUCGUGGUUGACUUCUACGCACCCUGGUGCUACUGGUCAUGCAAACUCGCCCCCAAGUAUGCCGCGGCCGCGUCGCACCUGGCGGACAAGGGGCUCGAUGUCGCACUCGCCAAGGUCGACGCCACCCAGGAACGUCAGCUCGCGCGCGCGCACGGCGUCGAGGGAUACCCCACCGUCCUCUUCUUCGUGGACGGCGUGCCCAGGCACUACCCCUACUACGGCGAGAGGACCAAGGACGCCAUGGUCGUUUGGGUAUCCCAGAGGUCGGUCCCUGAGGUGCAGAACGUCAGCACCAUCUACGAAGCCGAGAAGAUCAUCACCGGCCACGGCGUGGCUGUGCUCGCCUUCCUCGACUCCCGCUCGGGUGCUCACGGUGAUGAGCUUGCCGCUGCCUCAAGGCUGGAAGAUAUGAACAGCUUGUACCGGGCUGUCAACUUCUACCAGACUACCAGUCCUGAUGUAGCCAAGCUUUUCCACAUUGACCCGGAAGCAAAGCGCCCAUCACUAGUCCUGCUCAACAAACAGGAGGAGAAGUUGACCCUAUAUGAUGGCGAGUUCAGAGCGUCUCUGAUUGCCAAGUUUGUUUCGGACAACAAAAUCCCAUUGAUCACAUACCACCAUCACACAGGAAGCCGCCUCUCCGAUAUUUGAUAAUCCGAUCAAGAAGGAAGCAAGUUCGAUCCUGUUGUAUGCCAUGGGGCAUUUUUUAUAUUUAUAUGUAUCGAUGGAAUUGAUGAAUUGAGUUGAACGAAAUGGAAAUGCUUGUUUAUA
Messenger RNA from Triticum aestivum (bread wheat), 1148 nucleotides. Its product is annotated as protein disulfide isomerase-like 1-4. Bases 12 to 1028 code for a protein of 338 amino acids. The record is from RefSeq and is a predicted model, not a curated record. Gene Ontology annotation, molecular function: protein disulfide isomerase activity. The transcript is spliced from 4 exons. Gene Ontology annotation, biological process: response to endoplasmic reticulum stress; protein folding. Gene Ontology annotation, cellular component: endoplasmic reticulum. Lineage: Eukaryota; Viridiplantae; Streptophyta; Magnoliopsida; Poales; Poaceae.